Triticum urartu is the source of this 843-nucleotide messenger RNA. Lineage: Eukaryota; Viridiplantae; Streptophyta; Magnoliopsida; Poales; Poaceae. The record is from RefSeq and is a predicted model, not a curated record.
AUGCGCCAUGGUGUCCAGCAUCACCACACCAAGCCCCCGCCGCCCCCUAUCGUCAAGCCGGAGGAGGAGGAGGAGGUUGCCUACCAAGCGGCAUUGGCGGUGGCCAUGCAAACCUCCAUCGAGGAGGAGCAGCCCAAGGCGGAGGAGGAGGAGGCGGACUACCAGGCGCGGCUAGCGGUGGCCCUCGCCCUCUUUGCGAUAGGCAACGGCAUGGUGUCGCCAUUGCCGCCGAGGCUCACUCCCCCAACACCCAAGGCUGAGACGCCGGGCAGCAACUCAGACAGCGGUAUACGUUGGAGACGUAUCGACCGCCGGCGGUCCGUAGCCACCGACGUGAACCUUCCGGGGCCAGAUUUCACGGUCCCACAGGCAGCCGCUUUCUUCCGCACCCUAGGCCUCGGCUCGGACGACAUGGUCGUUCUGCUGGGCGCGCACACGGUUGGCGUCGCGCACUGUAGCAUGAUCAAGAAGAGUCGUCUUUACAGCUACGGUGGCAAAGCCGGUGCAACGGACCCGAGCAUGGACCCGGAGCUAGCGGACACCUACAAGACAUAUGUGUGCCCCAAUUCCUCCGACAACAACAUCGUGUUCCUGGACGACCGGUCCAGCGCAUCCAAGCUUGACAACAGCUUCUACAAGAUGCUGCAGCGCCGCCGUGGCGCGCUCAUGGUCGACCAGAACCUCUACAGCGACGGCUCCACGCGCUGGAUGGUCGACGGGCUUGCCAACACCGACCACUUCCGCUGGCUCUUCUCGCAGGCUCUCGCCAAGCUGGGGGAGGUCAAUGUGCUUACCGGCACACAGGGAGAGGUCCGCAGUAUCUGCACCAAGUUCAACCGAUGA